CGGCAGUCUGCGUUCGUCCGCGCCCUGAGUGCUGUGCCCAUUGCGCACAUACACACACACACACACACGAGUCUGCACUUUCACUCGCCGCGACCUCACCCACCGCGCGUGGGAACAAUCGUUUGGCAAACUCGCAAACGCACGCGACCGCUCAUUUGCAUUUCGGACGCACGACCGGACGCACGCGGACCCACCCCCGCUGGGGUAAUUUCGGCUCUCUUCCGCGGGGCGACACGAUGCGAGAGGGAUCUUUGCUCAGCACACGCCGUGCCCUAGAAAACUCGCUCGCUGUGCAGUGCCAUUCGGCGUGAUUAGAGUUUGUUUUAUUGGAGCAGUUAGAAAGCAACGGCCGAUCGGCGUGCACCGCGCGCCCGCGAGAUCACGGAUGAAACGGCGUUCCCAGUGCUUUUUGCUGUGAUUUCGGUGGAGCGAUAUGCUCAAGUGGGUGCAAUUGCUGAAUCAGCACCAGCAGCAGCAACAGCCGCAGCCGCAGCAGCCGGACAAUGCCAAGCAGGCCAAGAUCUCGGGCUCUGAUCCUCGCAUCGCAACAUGCAGAGGAAAGCUCCAGAACAAGCGCUCCAAGCUGAACCAGGAGAUCAACAAGGAGCUUCGACUUCGGGCUGGUGCCGAGAACCUCUACAAAGCGACGACGAACAAGAAGCUGAGGGAAACCGUGGCGCUGGAGCUCAGCUUUGUCAACUCGAACCUGCAACUGUUGAAAGAACAAUUGGCCGAAUUAAACAGUUCCGUCGAGGUGUAUCAAAAGGACAGCACGGAGCCUGCGAUGCCGAUGAUUCCGCUCGGUCUGAAGGAGACGAAGGAGAUUGACUUCAGGGACCCCUUCAAGGAUUUUAUACUGGAGCACUACAGCGAAGACAGCUCAUUAUACGACGACGCGAUCACCGAGUUCAUGGACAUCAGACAGGCCAUGAGAACGCCACUGCGAGACAAUUCGGGAGUGUCCCUGCUUUUCGACUACUACAACCAGCUUUAUUUUGUGGAAAGGAGAUUUUUCCCACCAGAUCGCAGUCUUGGCAUCUACUUCGAAUGGUACGACUCACUAACCGGAGUUCCAAGCUGCCAAAGGACGGUUGCUUUUGAGAAGGCCUGCGUGCUGUUCAACAUCGGUGCGGUGUACACGCAAAUCGGCACGCGGCAGGACAGAAAGAGCAGCAGGGGUCUCGACAGCGCCGUUGACGCCUUCCUCAGGGCUGCCGGCACUUUCCAGUACAUUCACGAAAGCUUCACCAACGCGCCGAGCAUGGACCUCAGCCCGGAUAUGCUCGACAUGCUUGUGCAGUUGAUGCUGGCUCAAGCCAGAGAAUGCCUGUUCGAAAAGCUGGAGCUGCAAAGCCAGGACCUUCGAGACGUGGACGUUUGUCUCGAUUUGGGCCAAGAAGCUGCUCAGGUGGCAGACGCUUACAGCAAGGUUUUCGCCCUGAUUUCGGUUCCAAGUGUCAAAGACUACGUGGCGCAGUCUUGGGUGUCCCUGGCCAUGGUCAAGCAAGAGCACUACAGGGCCCUCUCGCACUACCACGUGGCGUGCGGUUUGCUCAGUCUACUCAAGAAACAGAGCAGUCCGAAGAAGCAUCCAGCGCCGAAGCCUCCGACCCCGAAGAAAAUCUCGGUGGACGCCAACGACAACAACAACGGCUCCCUCAGCCUGCCCAACAGGACCAGGGACACUCUGCAGUAUAUCCACGCACCGAAUGUAGAGGACGACGCCAAACUGCAGAUUGAAAUUAGGGUACCCAAGGAUGAGGCUGAAUGUAGAUUAUUAGGACGUGCUCACUUGAGAGAGGCUGUGUUGAGGCAUGACGAGAGCCAGCGCCUGUUUCGCAUGUGUCGCGAAUUGCGAGGCAAAGACUCGUUGAUUUCCGAGCUCAGGAGAGCCCACCGACGUGCCAGUGAGUUGUACAAGAGCCUCGAGGAAGACGACGACUUCAGAGACAUGCUCGACCCUCCCUUGAUUGUCGCCUCAACGAAAUUCCAGUUAAGUCUGACCCCGCCCGACUUUGCGCAGUUCCGAGUGCAGGACUUGUUCAAGUCGCUGGGACCCGUGGCGAUCUUCUCAGCCAAACACCAUUGGACAGCUCCGAGGACCAUCCAGCUGGUGCUGCAACCUGGCGAGAAGGGCGACGGAUUCGGCUUCAUGGUGCGCGGAGACGCGCCCGUGGUCGUUGCCGGGGUUGAUGGAGGCAGCCUGGCGGAGGCCGCCGGAAUGAAGCAAGGGGACUUUAUUGCUGCCAUCGGCGACGAAGACGUGAAAUGGGCGGUGCACGAGCACGUCGUGCAGAAAAUCAAAGAGGCCAAGAAGAACGGCAGCUCGCUGUGCCUGAAACUUGUCACACCGAUGGACAGAAAUUACCUCAAACCGCGAACGAGCGUAACGAGCAACAAGGGAUCAUUUUCGCCGACCUCGACGACGUCCAGCAGCUCCAGCGGCGUCUCCUCUGGCAGUCACAGUCCGCAGGGCAGCGUGACCAGCAGCAGGUUGGCCAAGCAGACGAGCCACCAGAAGAAACUGACGUGGAAUCCGUUCAGAAACAAAGCCAAAGGCGACGAGCCCAACGGCUACGAAGGCAACGUGAUUCUGCGAUAACAAUAAAUAAUAUCAAUGCUCAUUGUCAGUCAGUCAGUACACACUUUGUACGGUUUUUCUUUUUGUCUUUGGUGGGAUAUCCUUGCAUCGGAUUUUGUAUCGUCGCCAUGCAGUUACCUGUCCUUGAUUUUAUAUAUAUAAAUCUCUGUUAAAUUAAAUUAAAAAUUCCUUCACAACAUUUAUGUAUUUUCGCAAAGGGGAUGGUCAACAGGCAGCGCAGGAGCCGCCGACUUCUGGGGUCUCUGGACCGUCCUCUGCCUCGGAGGGGGCACUUUUUCUCGCUAAAAAGUGCUUCGCUCCGACUCAUCGUAGUUGCAUCGUGUGCUUUGAGGCUCUUGGCGAUUAUUUGGCCUUUAAAAGACAAAUUGCUGCCAAGUGCCUGCAAAUGGUGGCCAUGAACGCCUAAUUCGUAUUGCUUAGGAUUUGUAAUAUUUACUAAAUGUGCCACAUAUCGCGUAGAUUUGUCUGCUCUGUGCUAUGUAAAUUGUGUCGAUUUGACCAAUAGAGAUGAUGUAUUUGUGUAUAGAAAUUGGAGCAGCGAGAAUUGUACAUUUGAAUAUUAUUCUUGUCAAUAAACCGAAAUAUACAUACAGUAAA
Messenger RNA from Cloeon dipterum, 3199 nucleotides. It is a transcript of the gene Rhp, whose product is annotated as rhophilin. Gene Ontology annotation, molecular function: protein binding. Lineage: Eukaryota; Metazoa; Arthropoda; Insecta; Ephemeroptera; Baetidae. The transcript is spliced from 13 exons. Gene Ontology annotation, biological process: signal transduction; negative regulation of stress fiber assembly. The coding region runs from base 434 to 2602 and encodes 722 amino acids. The record is from RefSeq and is a predicted model, not a curated record.